Abrus precatorius (Indian licorice) is the source of this 2821-nucleotide messenger RNA. RefSeq names its product pentatricopeptide repeat-containing protein At5g04780, mitochondrial-like. Gene Ontology annotation, molecular function: RNA binding; protein binding. The coding region runs from base 227 to 1744 and encodes 505 amino acids. The record is from RefSeq and is a predicted model, not a curated record. The transcript has 2 exons. NCBI's taxonomy places the organism in Eukaryota, Viridiplantae, Streptophyta, Magnoliopsida, Fabales, Fabaceae. Gene Ontology annotation, biological process: RNA modification.
AAUUAGGCUCUUUAUUCCUGACACCGUGACACGUUUUCGCAAUAUUCUUUCGGUUGCUAUCUGAAACGACCUUUGCCGCCAAACACUACCUUCACACCUUACGGCACGAGCUUCUUGGAGGUUUCUCUCUUCUCAUAAACACUUGACACUUAGAAGGUAUAUUUAUAAAUGAUAAAUCUGAUCUGGAUUAAUCACUGCAAUGCCAUCAACGGUGAUUUAAACCAUUAUGGAGACUAGGAAAAAAUUGUCGUUUCUGCUUCGAAGUUGUGUGGCACAUUCUGUUGCCUUGCAAUGCCAUGCCCAAAGUAUUGUCCAAGGUUUGCUUCCCAACACCACACUUGAAACUGACCUCUUGCUAGCGUACUCUAAAUUGGGCUUUCUUUGUGAUUCUCGCAAAAUGUUUGAUAAAAUGCUUGACAGAAAAAACAAGUAUUCAUGGAACAUCAUGAUUGCCUCCUAUGCCCAGAGAUGCGUGUAUUUUGAUGCCUUAACAAUUUUUCGAGAGUUCAAAUGCUACGGCCUCAGGCCAGAUCAUUAUACCUUGCCCCCAUUGUUCAAGGUUUCUAUAGGAGUAGACGAUGAUUGCAUUGGAAAUAUGUGUCAUGGUUUGGUGAUAAGGCUUGGGUAUGAAGGAUAUGUUGUUGUGGCAAAUUCUAUGCUUGAGUUUUAUGUUAAAUUUGGGGCAUUGCCUCAGGCGUGUUGUGUGUUUUCUAGCAUGUUAUGUAAGGAUUCUGUUUCAUGGAAUUUGAUGAUAUCGGGGUAUGGUAGGGCCAGCUUGUAUUCGGAUGCUAUGUGUUGUUUCAGGGAAAUGUCAAGUUUGAAUGGGAUGAUGCGGGUGGAUUUCAUGACUCUUCCUAGCAUUUUGAAUGCUUGUGGAAAUAAAGGAGACUUGUUGAAAGUGAGAGAAGUUCAUGGGUAUGUAGUGAGAAGUUUUGGUUUUGAUGCAGAUUCUGCUAUUGGGAAUGCAUUGAUCGAUAUGUAUGGCAAAUGUGGAUGCUUGAAUGAUUCAGAAAAGGUUUUCAGGACCAUGCACUACAUGAAUCUGGUCACAUGGACCACCAUGAUAUCUUGUUAUGGGGUACAUGGAAUGGGGGAGGAAUCUCUUUUGCUGUUUAAGAAGAUGGUAGAUAAAGGGCUUAAGCCGAGCCCGGUCACACUCACAGCAAUCUUGGCCAGUUGCAGCCACUCAGGUCUGAUAGAUCAAGGCAAGCACAUUUUCAGCUCAAUUCGUUCACACUACGGAUUUGAGCCUACUGUUGAGCAUUAUGCUUGUAUGGUGGACCUUUUGAGCCGCUGUGGGUAUCUUGCGGAAGCACUUCAAUUGUUGGAAAGCAUGAAAUCAUCAGCAACAGGAAGCAUGUGGGGUGCCCUUCUUGCUGGUUGUGUAACGCACAAGAAUGUUGAAGUUGGAGAAAUUGCAGCUCAUCGGCUAUUCCAAUUAGAACCAAAUAAUGCUAGCAACUAUAUAGCUUUGUGUGGUAUUUAUCAAUCUCAUGGCAUGCUCAAUGGUCUCUCAACUGUUAGAGCAAAAAUGAGAGAUUUGGGUUUGGUUAAAAGUGCCGGUUGUAGCUGGAUCAAUAUUGCUGGAAGAACUCAUAAGUUCUAUCAAGGGGACCUAUCUCAUCCACUAGCUCGGAUGAUUUGCAAAAUAAUAUAUCAAAUUAGCAAUACUCGAUUGUUGACUAAUGAUUUGAUAGUAUCAAAUAUGCUACAUGAUGAUCAUGCCUUCAUCGUGGGUUUGUAGAGCAUUAGAGGCAGUUCACCUGUUUAGGGCCAAGAAAGGCUCAGCAUAAGAGUCAUGUUCCAAAAAUUUAAGUCACCUCCUUUAAAGGAAAUGACCCACACAAGUAUAAGUUUUGGAUUAUAUGACCAGUAGUAGCACCGCAUCAACCUCAUUCACCUUCAAAUCUUACUAUUUGGUAAUAGCUUGAACACUCAAAUGGCCUACCAUCUGUUGCUUUGCUCUGAUACACCAAAUCAAGGCUACAACUUCAAAGUGGACCAAUUCCAUAAUAAAACAGCCUAAGAAAGCAAUCUCGGAGAACAAGUCUAACAUGAAUAGAAAAGUGAAAAAACAAUCAAGGGUAUUUGGAACUUCCUUUUGUUAUCGCUGCUGUUUUGCUGAGUUUCUGAAUGCAUGUGCUUAUAAAACAUUUGUUUUUGCCUUCUCUAGUCAUGGUAGGCCUGGACCCAGAAGGAACACGAUGCAUAGUUGUUCUGUUGUUGUACCUCGGACGAUGGCUGGUACUAUUUUGAGGUCGUACCUCACGGUGGUCGCUAGAUUGUUCUGAUGCGACAGAGGGUGUUCUUGCAUCAAGAAACACUCUAAGUGAGUAAUAAUUUUGACUAGGAUUUUGUACAAGUAGAAUUUCAUAUCCAAGAGGGUUUGUCCCCUGCUAUUUAUAGGAGUAAGUAUAUUUUGACUAGGGGGUAUUACCAUUUCAGUGACAUCAUGCUAUUAGGUGAUGUUAGGGAGCAUGGCAAGAGCCUACUAGAAUCAAACUGAAUUGGAAUGUGCCAUGCCUGAUCCACAGGGUUAGGUGUCCUUCCCUGGACCAAGUGACUACUAGUUAGUGAUCUGUGCCCACUAUAAAAUCUUAUACAAAGUCAAUACAUGAUGAACAUAGUAUAAAACGUCAAUGUAUCUAGAAAAAUAUGGUGUGAAUUUUGUAAAACAAAAAUAGGUACAUAUAGUUCAAUUAUUAUUUUUUUUAUCACUACUUUAUUUGAUGCAAAAGGCCUACAUAAGAAUAAACUUAGAACUAGAUUACAUUUUUGUAAAACAAUAAAUGUUUUAAAAAUAUUAGAGACUCCCUUAUUU